AUGACUUCCAGAUGUGCUGGGUUUGAUGGAUUUGGGGAGGGGCAUUGUGGGUGGGUUAAAUAUCUUGGAUUACAUAAAUGGGGCCAGCUCAGUCAAACCGUGACUUUAGAACACAAACGUUUACACAGUCCACCAGCAGAAACCAGACACAGAGGAACACUGGAAACACCAGGGAGGAUGGGCUGGGUUGCUCUGCUCCUGAUCCUCUGGGCUGUACCCCUCUGUGAAGCUGGUAAAAUCCUGGUUUAUCCUAUCGACGGAAGCCACUGGCUGAACAUGCGCAUCCUGGUGGAGGCGCUGCAUGCUCGCGGUCAUGAGAUCACCGUGCUGCGCUCCUCCACCAGCUGGUACGUGACGGAACACUCUCCUCAUUACACGUCCAUCACCAUCGAGCAGCAGAAACGACAGAAUCUGGAGGACCAGGACUUCAUGAGCUCCUUCCUCACCAGGUCAAUGGAGAUCCGUCGGAACAGAGGCUCCAUCUGGGCCUUCAUUGAAUUCUACAAGAACCUGUUCAACAUGAUUAGAGAGAACCAGGUGGUGGUAGCCAAGUUUGUGGUGACUAUUUUUGAGAAUAAAUCUUUGAUUAAGCAGCUAACAGAUGCAGGCUAUGACCUGUUUCUGACAGACCCAGCAUUCCCUGGAGGAGUGAUGCUUGCCCAUUAUCUAAAGCUGCCCACAGUGUUUAAUGUCCGCUGGAUUUUUAAUGGAGAUGCUCACUUUGCCAUUGCUCCCUCCCCUCUCUCUUUUGUGCCACAACUCUGCUCUCAGUUCACAGAUAAAAUGGACUUUGUUCAGCGACUAUCAAACGUCUGUUACCACUGCAUCCUGAUCUACAUGCUUCACUUUGUGUCCAACCCCCCGUACCAGGCUGUAUGUGACCGUUACUUUGGCCCUGGUGUGGAUGUCAUGUCUCUGAUGCAGGGAGCAGACAUGUGGCUCAUGAGGACAGACUUCAUAUUUGACUUUCCUCGACCUUCCAUGCCAAACGUGGUGUACAUUGGGGGUUUCCAGGUAGAACCCAGCAAUGCGCUGCCCUUAGAUUUGGAGGAGUUUGUAGAGAGUUCAGGAGAACACGGGGUAAUCAUUAUGACUCUGGGCACAUUGCUGGGAGACCUUGGCCCAGAGAAGUCAGAGAUGUUUGCGGCAGCAUUUGCAGCACUGCCUCAGAAGGUUAUCUGGAGACAUCUGGGUCAGAAGCCAGAUUCUCUGGGAAACAACACUAGGCUGCUCCACGUGCUGUAUAGCAUACAGGGAUAG
Molecule: messenger RNA, 1260 nt
Organism: Knipowitschia caucasica
Lineage: Eukaryota; Metazoa; Chordata; Actinopteri; Gobiiformes; Gobiidae
Source: the annotation of a GenBank genome assembly